GGCUGAAGCGGAUCCACGUGCUGACGGUGCAGGGCAGCUACGAGCUCCGCAUCGACCUGGAGGACUUCGACAACGGCACCGCCUUCGCCCACUACGGCAGCUUCGGCGUGGGGCUUUUCUUCGUCGGGCGCGGCGAAGACGGGNCCCCCCUGGCAGGCGACUCCUUCCUGAAGCACAACGGGAUGAAGUUCACCACCAAGGACCUGGACAACGACCACUCGGAGAACAACUGUGCGGCUUUCUACCAUGGCGCCUGGUGGUACCGCAACUGCCACACCUCCAACCUCAACGGGCAGUACCUCAAGGGCCACCACAGCUCCUAUGCCGACGGCAUCGAGUGGUCUUCCUGGACCGGCUGGCAGUACUCCCUCAAGUUCACCGAGAUGAAGAUCCGGCCCAUCCGGGAGGAGAAUUAG
Messenger RNA from Balearica regulorum gibbericeps (East African grey crowned-crane), 416 nucleotides. The record is from RefSeq and is a predicted model, not a curated record. NCBI's taxonomy places the organism in Eukaryota, Metazoa, Chordata, Aves, Gruiformes, Gruidae.